GUCAUUAUAUGAAAAUUCCUCCAAGAAGCAUGUUCACAUCACAAAUAUGGGGUACAUUUGUUGGUAUAAUUGUAAACUAUUGGACGAUGCGUAUUAUAAUUCAGGCUAAAAGACCUUACCUUGAUGGUACAGAAAACGAUCCAUCUGGUCAAUGGGCUGGCCUUCAAUCAUCAGUAUUCAAUACUGCAUCUAUAGUAUGGGGAUUGAUUGGACCGGCAAGGGUUUUAGGG
Messenger RNA from Racocetra persica, 230 nucleotides. NCBI's taxonomy places the organism in Eukaryota, Fungi, Glomeromycota, Glomeromycetes, Diversisporales, Gigasporaceae. The record is from the annotation of a GenBank genome assembly.